CAGAUCUCAGUCUGUGGCUCCAGUGAUGUGUGUGUUAUUCAGAGACCCCUGUCCUCCAUUUAUGUCCUCCUUAAGGACUGCCUGGCUGGGCAUCGGCCGAUAGGACUCCUGCUCCACAGAUGGGGAGCAGAGAUUACUUGUGAGGGAACUCAAAGGCCAUGAUUGACUGGCACAAUGGCACGACGCCCGGCCAGCGGGAGGAUGAGCGCAGCGCCCAGGAGAGGUCAGAGUGUGUGCUGGCUUACAUCCCUGUCGUCUACUACAGUGCUCUGUUGUGUGUUGGAGUGCCAGUAAACAUCCUGACGUUGGUGGCUCUUUACCGGCUGGUUGUGCGCACUCAGAAGGCCCUGUAUGUGUACCUCCUUGCUCUAACUGGUUCGGACAUCCUCAGCCAGCUCUUCAUCAUCUUCGUUGGCUUCCUGUUGGAAACGGCUGUGUUUCAUCGAGAUGUACCUGUGCUGCUGCUGCGGUCAGUUAGUAUGAUGGAGUUUUCUGCCAAUCACGCUUCCAUUUGGGCCACCGUUCCUCUUACAGUUGACCGAUACGUCGCUUUAUGCCAUCCACUUCUCCACCGGCAGAUCAGCUACCCAGCAAGAGCCAGACGGAUUAUUGCAGUGGUGCUUACAUUGGCGCUGGCAUCCGGAGUGCCAUUCUUCUGGUGGUCGGACAUGUGGAGGGUCAGUCAUGAGCCCAACAACCUGGAUACCGCCUUGAUUUGGACCCACGUGACUAUCAUUUACUUUCUUCCCUGCUGCAUCUUCCUGGUGCUGAACUCUUUGAUCAUACUGAGGCUCCGGAAGAGACAGAGGCAGCAGAUGUGCCAAGAUGAGAGCGGGCAACAGCUCGCAGUGCCAAGCAGGCUGGGUAAAACCACAGCAAUGCUCCUGGCAGUGACUUCUGUGUUUGCUGUGUUGUGGGCGCCUCGAACGGGAGUGGUGCUCUACCAUCUCUAUGUGACGUCGGUGCACAACGAUUGGCGGGUGCAUCUAGCGUAUGACUUAGCCAACAUGCUAGCCAUGCUAAACACUGCUGUGAAUUUCUUUCUGUACUGUUUUGUCAGCAAACCCUUCAGAGCGGCCGUGAGGGAUGUGCUGUUGUUUCGGGGGGCACCACUGCACCCACGUCGGCCCCUACGUAAUCAGCGCACCCCUGCCAAUGCCUCUACCUCCUCUAUUUCCAGCACCAAACGCUCCCAGCGAGAGGUCACUCCUCUUUCCCCAAAAAGGGCAGACAACAACAAAAUGUAGUCUUGCUUAAAUGGGUAAUAUACUUCAAAAUGAAAAGUCAUUAUUUACUUGCCCUCUUACUUAAAAUUAUGCCUUUUCUUUUUUGGUGUUUGUUGGUUGUACGUUAAAAAAGUAUGGUGUUGUUUUAGACUCCAUUUAACGUCAUUAUUUUGAUGCUUUUUUAUUUUAGAUUAUCUUGUUUUAUGUUUUGAAUAAGAUGGAAAUCCUGAGUAUAUCCUUAUAUUUGCAUUGUUAAAUGAGUUAAGCCCAAAUGAAAGCAUGGUGUCCUUAUUAUAAUGUUAAAAAGAGUUCAAAUUAGUUGUUUUUACAGAUUGAAAAGUUAAAUGGGUUAUAUAAAAUUCGAGUAGGGUCUGUCUGCGGACUGCAAGACAGGGGCCUGACAUUAAGGGGCCAUAGGGGUGUCACUUGUAGUACAGUAGAGGCGUAACUUGAUGUUAUGUAGACAUGUCAAAACUAGUGUUUGUUGUCGGAAAGAUGGCGCUUUACAUCAGUUUACCAUCUACACCUACUCCAUACCUAAACCCAACAAUCACAGUUAAACCCAACCAUCAGUUAUUAACGUCUAUGCCU
Molecule: messenger RNA, 1817 nt
Organism: Danio rerio (zebrafish)
Lineage: Eukaryota; Metazoa; Chordata; Actinopteri; Cypriniformes; Danionidae
Source: RefSeq, a predicted model, not a curated record